CGACAACGGUAAUCGAGCGCCGUUUUCUUUUCUUCACCAUUCUUAUUAUUCUUCAAAAAUGCCUCGCGCUGAAGCUGGAAGUACAAAGGCGAUUAGCAACAAGAUCAAAUCUAAAGGUUUAGGGCGGUUGCGAUGGUACUGUCAGGCAUGCGAGCGUCAGAUGCGAGAUGAAAACGGCUUCAAAUGUCAUGUCCAGAGCGAAAGUCACGUCCGGCAGGUGUUGCUGAUCGGUGAAGACCCGAAGAAAUACAUCCAAGACUACAGUAAACAGUUUAUGGACAAUUUCGUCAGCCUUCUCAGGUCUACGCAUGGAGAGAAGCAGGUCCAUAUAAACCAGUUCUAUCAGCAAGUUAUUGCCGAUAAGGAGCAUAUUCACAUGAACGCUACACAAUGGAAGAGUCUUACACAAUUUGCAGCACACCUAGGCCGGGAAGGAAUCUGUCGCGUGGAGGAAACCGAGAAGGGCCUUUUCGUAUCGUGGAUCGAUAAUAGCCCGGAGACAAUGAGGCGAAGAGAGGCCGUUCUCAAGAAGGAACGACAAGAUCGAGGCGACGAAGAGAGGGAACAGCGCGAAAUACAACAGCAGGUUGAACGGGCCCGACAGAAUGCGGAUAAGGAGGAAGAAGUGGAUCCCGAAGCCAAGGUGCUGCAGCGGAAGGAGGGUGAGAAGGUGAAGCUCAAUAUUGGAUUCGGCUCUAAGUCUAAUGCUGAGUCGAAAUCCGAAUCACCAAAGACGGAAUCGCCAGAGGAAAAGGAUAACAGUGCCACCCCAGCCGCGUCAGACGCUGCUCAGGCCCCUGCGGCCCCUGCUCAGGCUGCGCCAAAAUUAUCCGUCUCGUUUGGAAACAAAAAGCCAAAGAAUGUCUUCGCCUCUGCGGUGAAGAAGAAUCCGCUUGCUGGAAAGAAGGGGCCGGUUAUGGAGCAGCCAAAGAAGAUGACCGAACAGGAAAGAAUCAUGAAGGCUGAGAUGGAAGCGAUGGAACGCAAGCGCAUGCGUGGUGACUCUGGAUUCUCAAAUGCCAAGCGUCCCAAGAUUUCUUGAAUUGGAUGUAUCCCAACCCUGGCGCCACUUUCUUUGGCAUAGCCAACAAUCUCGAUAUCACGCGCCCUGCUUUCUCUUCAAACAAGGAACCCUCCAGGGCUUGAUUUGAAAGGUUAUUACCAUGGCAGCAAACCCCACCGAAUACCCCAAGACGACAGUUUGAUUUAUUUGCUGCUCUUCUUAAUCAUAUCCGCGAUGGUUUUCGCUGGAUGCGGAUAUUCGGGCUUAGCUUCAACCACUUGAUUGAACAUGUGGACUUUGCUACAGCAUAUUGCAGGUUACUAUUACAAGUGUAAUGCAUCCUGUACCCCAGGCUUGACGCAGUGCGCAGAUACCAGCCGCUGGGCUUCGCACUCGCGAAUGCGAUGAAAUCCCAUUAAUAGCCAAUGGCCAGCUACU
This is a messenger RNA of Aspergillus wentii DTO 134E9, 1441 nucleotides long. RefSeq names its product putative C2H2 finger domain protein (Kin17). NCBI's taxonomy places the organism in Eukaryota, Fungi, Ascomycota, Eurotiomycetes, Eurotiales, Aspergillaceae. Gene Ontology annotation, cellular component: nucleus. Gene Ontology annotation, biological process: DNA damage response; DNA replication. The transcript has 4 exons. The coding region runs from base 59 to 1042 and encodes 327 amino acids. Gene Ontology annotation, molecular function: double-stranded DNA binding. The record is from RefSeq and is a predicted model, not a curated record.